AUAAUAAAUGUGUUUACAUUUUAAUAGAAGGGACGACAUUGACCAAAGACCUUCCAUUUGGCUUAUGUAAAUAUCUCUUUAACUUGAAACAAAUAAGCCCAUCUCAUCAUCUCCUACCAAUUCCUUUCUAGUUUUCCUCCAUAACUCCCACAAAUGGAUAUGCUUCCCCAACCCAUUUUUUCAUUCACUUUUGUGUGCAUCAUCACCAUCUUCUCCAUCUUGCUCCUUCUCACACCAUCAUCCAGCGAUCCCUUGCAUGAGUUCAUAGAGUGUAGCCGUUCCGUUUCCUUCGAAUGCGGCAGCCAUGGAACCUUUCACUAUCCUUUUUGGAACGAUAGUACUCCAAAGUAUUGUCGGCCACUUGGAUUCCACAUGAAAGACUGCGAAAAAGAUUUUCCCACUAUAGAUUUCGGUCCAGAUGGUUCAUUCCUCCCGCCUGACGCAGAUCCAUUAGAUUACACAAUGAUUAUUGCUCCAAAGAAUUACAAGACAUAUGUUUGUCCUGAGACCCCACAACAUAGAACUCUACCGCCCACUUUCUUGAAAUUAUCCAAAACCAAUAAAAACCUCACUCUGUUCUAUAAUUGUACUCCCCCACCUCCACCUAAUUGGGUACUACAUGGAAAUAAGAUUGAUGUUUGUGGACCCAAUAACAGCAGCAAACCCUUCUUUACUCAUUAUUCGAGGGAACUUGAGAAGGAUGAUCAUUACAAGUGCAAUACUGUGCAAGUUGCGAUUAGUCAGAUGGUUUUCAACAAAAUUUGGACGGGGGAACUAACCUUGGUUGAUGCUAUGAAACAAUUUUGAUUUGAUGUGGAAUACAACUGUAGUGCGAUUUUCUGUUAUCAAUAUGAGAGCUUAGGUGGGAAAUGCAAAAAAAAUGAUCAGUAUCGAGGUGAAGCAUGCCCGCAUCUUUCAGGUAUGGAUUAUCUAUGCAAAACCUUUUGUUUUUAAUUUGGUGUAGUGCUUAUGGCUUACGAUUGUUCUAUUCUGGCAACUUGCAUUCAACACAAUUGACUCUAUAUUGUAGCUUCUUGGAAACUCAUUGCUUGCCACUGUUUUGGUCUUCUUUGAAUAAGUCAACCUGACUAAC
This is a messenger RNA of Rubroshorea leprosula, 1093 nucleotides long. Lineage: Eukaryota; Viridiplantae; Streptophyta; Magnoliopsida; Malvales; Dipterocarpaceae. The record is from the annotation of a GenBank genome assembly.